Messenger RNA from Chilo suppressalis (striped riceborer), 9893 nucleotides. NCBI's taxonomy places the organism in Eukaryota, Metazoa, Arthropoda, Insecta, Lepidoptera, Crambidae. The record is from the annotation of a GenBank genome assembly.
UUACGUUACUUUGAGUUAAAAACUUGAAAUAUUUCAAAAUAUUUCUUUAACUUUUAAGAAAUCUCGAAGGACAUUAAAAGGCUCAGAAGUCAACAGCCAUUUUCAUUGUGUCUGCUCCAGAGGGCCACGUGUGUGUAUGGGUAUCUUUCGUCAAGGCGACAACUGCGGUUUGUAACGUCACUUGGAGCAUUUCUAUUUCGGCUCGGUGUCGCGGGCGUGCGAGACUCGGCGGCAUGCGACCGAUGCGACCGGCGCGACACGCGGCGCUAGCGCAGACCAAGUGUUAAAGAACUUUAGUGAGCGCGCAUGUAUCCCGAACUGAACACGUUUAAACAAACACGCGCCGGGCUAAAUACACUUUUUUGACAACCUGUGCCAUAUGUGAUUGUGAUGUGCGAAAGUUUAUCAGUAUAGUUUAGUGAUACCUACCCAAAUAACGAAUUGUGUGUUCGACAAUGCAGGAGAAUUAUAAACUAUGUAGACCUUCAUUAUUUUAUAACAUUAGUCAGCACAUAUUGAGAGUAUAAAUAAAACACUCACAGUCACAGAGAACACUUCUUUGGUAAGGACUAAUCUUCAGUCAACACUUUAAAUUCUACCCAUAAACCAGUAUAUUUACAUGCAUUCUUUUAACUAGGAAAUGACCUUGUUCUUAAUAAAGCGAGUCUGUAGGCCGUUAACGCGAUUACAUCGACAGUGAAUCAUAAUAUACAAUAUCAUAGUGAUUAUAAUAACCUCUCCAGGAAUUGUUUUAUUGAUAAACUUAAUGUAGGAACCUAAUGCUUGCAACGAGCGUUUCAUCACAGCUGAUUCUUGCUUUUCAUAGAACAACAGUUCAACUUUAUUAUCAGGUCACAUCGUACAUGUGAUAGAACAGGUGCGAUAUUAUAAAAUACUUUUGUCGAUCGGUGUACUCGACGCAUUAGAUACCUUUGUUUAUUCAGUGAUAACGCCGGAGUAUUCAGCGCACGUUCUGUGCCAUGAACGGGCAUUUACAUUCUUAUCGCAGACUCGACCACGUGCUCGUUGUGAUUCGGAGACAGUGCGUAUAGAACGAGCGGAUAGAACCGAUGACGUCAUGCGCGCGAGUUAUGUACCUAGGUAAUGCUGGAUCUAAUUAGUUUCGUCGGUGGUGAACAGUGGUCCGUGUGUGGUGAGUGCGUUCCGAGCGUUGUGCCGUCAACGGGUCGAUAUGUUGUUGCAUGGUGGCGGGAUAUCGAGAGGGCCUGUACAACGGAGUCGCUUAGGUCCUUGCGUAGUUCCAUGCUGGCCUGGGGCAGGGGCAGCGCAGGCACGUCGAAGCCUGUGCCCCCGCGCGCCCCGCCCCGCCAGAACCGUCUCCGCUCGUCGCCACCGCGCGAUGACAGCGAGGCUGACAGCGACCGGGACGCCGAAGGCCCGGUGCUCAAGGGCGCCGCCGCCCUGGCUCGAAGACGACACGCCAUAAAAAUCAAAAGGAAAUCGAAGAUCGUCUACAGAGUACUAAGACGCACUGGAGAUGCGGGUGCGCGCGUCAUUCGUUCCACCCCUGACUGGGGCGACGCGGCCAUCAGCGGGGAACACCUGUGGUCGCCGACCUCGGUCUCCGGAGACUGCUGCUACGUGGGUGACGCCGAGUGUCAGAAGCACGGCUCCCGUAUGAAGUGUUCGGCGUGCAAGAUCGUGGCUCACACCGCCUGCAUUGACAUCCUCAUGGACCGCGUCCAAUUCACGUGCAAGCCUACAUUCCGGGACGUGGGAGUGAGGCAAUACCGCGAGCAGACCAUAACGCACCACCACUGGGUCCAUCGCCGCUCCGAGAAGGGCAAGUGCAAGGCUUGCGGCAAGUCAUUGCGGCGCAGAUGCUGUGGGUGGUGCAUACCAUCAAGCACCUCAGGAAAUAAACCUGUAGACAGUGAUAUUGCGGAAAGCUCGCUGCAAGCGAAGCUAUCUUUUACUUCGAAAGAAAUUGUAGCGCUGAGCUGCUCGUGGUGUAAGGACGCGUACCACAACAAAGAGAGCUGCUUCAACUUGCAGCGAAUAGGGGAGGAGUGUUCACUCGGAUCUCAAACUAAUAUAAUAGUUCCACCAUCCUGGAUCGUAAAACUACCAAGGAGAGGCAGUUUCAAAUCGUCUUUAAGAAAAUCUCCUAAAAAAAAGAACGCAUCUAAGAAGAAAGGGAAAGACUCGAAGAACGAGCAAAAGACUUUUGUGAUAAAACCUAUUCCUACGGCUAGUGUGAGGCCGGUGCUUGUGUUCAUAAACCCGAAGAGUGGCGGCAACCAAGGGGCCAAACUUCUGCAAAAAUUUCAAUGGCUUCUAAAUCCAAGACAGGUGUUCGAUCUCACGCAAGGAGGCCCUGGUCCUGGACUGGAGCUGUUCCGGAAAGUGCCUAACCUGCGCGUGCUGGCGUGCGGCGGAGACGGCACCGUGGGUUGGGUGCUGAGCGUGCUGGAUCGAAUCGGCGCGCGGCCGGCAGUGGGCGUGCUCCCGCUUGGCACCGGCAAUGAUCUCGCGAGGGCGCUCGGCUGGGGCGGGGGCUAUGAAGACGAGCCGAUUUCGAAGAUCCUGGCAAACAUAGGUGAGAGCGACACUGUGCUGCUAGACCGAUGGCAGUUGACGGUGGAGCAAAACACAGCGGCCGCCGCUGAAGACACCACCCACGCCAAGCCCGAGCUGCCGCUCAACGUGGUCAACAAUUACUUCUCCUUCGGCGUCGACGCUCACAUAGCCCUGGAGUUUCACGAGGCGAGAGAGGCGCAUCCAGAGAAAUUCAACUCGCGCAUACGAAACAAGUUGUUCUACGGCACCGCUGGCGGCAAGGACCUGAUGCAGCGAAAAUGGAAGGGGCUGGCCGACUUCGUGACCAUGGAGUGCGACGGGAAAGACCUCACGCCGGUCCUAAGAGAGCACAAAGUUCACGCUAUUGUUUUUUUAAACAUUCCAAGCUACGGAGGCGGGACCCACCCGUGGAACAAGUCGGGCGGCGCCGUGGAGCCCUCCACAGAAGACGGCCUUAUAGAAGUAGUAGGAUUAACGACAUAUCAAUUGCCUUUACUGCAAGCUGGGGGCCAUGGUACCUGCAUCACGCAAUGCAAGACUGCCAAAAUCGUCACCACUAAGGUGAUCCCGAUGCAAGUGGACGGCGAGGCGUGCAGGCUGGCGCCGUCCAUCAUCACCCUGUCCAGACUCAACCAGGCGACCAUGCUCGCCAAGAGGAAACCCGGGAGGGUUUUAGCACCGCAAACAACGGUGGACAAGUUAACGUUAACAGUGAAUCUCAUCACCAUGGCUGAUUAUGAAAGACAUCAUUACGAUAAGGAACUUCUAGCAAAAACAGCGGAGCGCGUAGGCACUCUGGAGGUGAACCCGGCAGCUGACUUGGAGCAAAUGCGCGCCCUCAUACAAAAUAUGAUCAAAGAAUCUCAAGCAUACUCGAACAUCGUCGACUGGUGGUUCGUCGACUCGGUAACGGCGGAGCGAUUCUUCCGAAUCGACAAAGCUCAAGAGAAUCUCCACUACCCAACGGAUAUUGGUCAUGAAAACAUCUACAUCCUGGAUGCAGCGCCGCUUACUCCUGACACUGAGUCUACUGCACAUCCAGAGACGACUGCCACCGCCUCGUUGGACCGCACCGGUCCUUCAGUCUCUCUCGAUACCACCACUGGACUGUCGGUCUCACUAGACAUCUCGCAGAGCGUCGACACUCCAAGCGCUGGUGUCUCCCUCGAUGUACCCGAAUCUCACGCCAGUGAGUCAGGACUGGGUAGUCCAGCGCGCACGUCUGAGGAGCUGCUCACUCCGCAGACUCCGCCGCCCGCGCCACCACGAGUCCCAACUCCGCCGGCGAGGACAGUCCCGCCCACGCCCAAAACCCAACCCACAUCACCAAGGAUGACCUUACAGGAAACCAACUCACCACCGCUCUGCACGAGUCCUCCAGCCAAGGAACACCAAGCCACGCACGACUCUAUAGUACGAUUCAAGACAAAUUUACUGGAAAAAACAUCGGACGCUCUACUCAAAGCGGCCAAAGUCGGUGACUUAAAAAUGAUGAAGGAACUGCACGGGGCAGGCUAUUCGCUUCUAUCGAUCGACGCGAGCGGUCAAACGGCCCUCCAUAUCGCAGCCAGAUACGGGAAUAAGGAAAUCGUCAAGUACUUGAUAGCGUGUGCGCCUACCGCCAUUCUGAACAUGCGAGAUAAUGAGCGGGGUCAAACGGCAUUACAUAAGGCUGCUGCUCAUAAACGCCGGGCUAUAUGCUGCAUGCUGGUUGCUGGAGGUGCCUCCCUCACUAGGCAGGAUCAUGCAGGUCUCACUCCACGCCAUCUAGCGCUCAGAGCCGAAGACCACGACUUGGCGGCGUAUUUAGAAAGUCAAGAGCAUUUCCAAUUAGUGUCCGAAGACCUAGAAACUGCUGUUUAAGGGAAAAAGUCCACGGAAGCCAUUCCAUAAGCAAAUUCGGUCGGAACGCAAGUACCUACAUAGUAAUACAUAAGAAAUGUUUUACUGAACUUAUACUCUGACACCAAAGUGAUAUUGAUAAUGCCUAUCUUGUGACCAUUUUCCAUUGAAAUUUUCAUAAUAUUGUAAUUUAAUUCUAAAUUAAUAUUGUAAAAUAUGAAUAUAAUUAGCGUAUGAAUGAAUAUUACGUUGUAUUUGAAUUGUAUAAUUAUUGUUAUUUAAUAUCUCAAAGAUAUUAUUAGGAAAUCUUUUCAGUCUCUUAGAAUGUUUAAAUAAUACCAGAAAUUUUAUCGUACUUACAAAUCUCUUAGUUUAUACUCACAUUCGUGAGUGUGAUUAAAAUUCAUAUAAUUGAAAUCAAAUUUUAUUCUUUGAUAACAUUUGUAGAUUAAAAAUUACAGAUACAAUGUAGUUAUAGGGUCAAAUUUCCGACAAAAAUCGUCUAGUUUCGUCACAAGUACAAUUUCCAAGAGACAUUUAUAAAAUAAGUAAUAGCAGUAUAUAUAUAAAGUAGGAAACUUGAUGAAUACAAUAUAUAAUUCCCAUUUAAAUUACAUCCUUUGAAGUUGACUACACGCACAUGCUGUUUAUAAAAAAAUAAAAACGUGGUAAUAUUUACCGUACCAACAAAUUCAACAAAUUACUAAAAUAAUAAAAGCUUAUUAAUAUUAACUACCUAAGUGAAUUUCAAAAGAAUUUUAAUUUUUUCAUAAAUUUUGUAAAAUGAAUUGGGCUGAAAUGUGAAAUCUUGAAACAUAUCUGAGUAAAUAAAUUUAUAUAAAGCUAUGUGCCUGUAUGCAACCCUCACACACAAUAAAUUUAUUUUACCUUAUUUGAUUUCCUUUCCAUUUUGUAGUGUAUCUAAGGGACCCCGAUCUUCAUACAUUUUAUCUCUAAGCAUUUGAAUAGAGGAUCUAUUCUGUGAAUAGUCAAAAAGAGACUCGAAAAGAAGUCGUUCACAAAGUAAAAGUAAUGGAAACACGUCUAAGAAUCCUAAAUCCUUGACACGACCUAAAAUUUAUUGUGAACAGAAUUGGAAGAAUGGUUCUUCUCAUUUGACGUCGAUUCACUGUUGUUUCUUCAAAAAUAUUUAUGACAUCCUAAAACUUUGAUUUUCGUCAAAAGUUUGCUAAUUAACCAAUAAUUAACAUACAUCAUUCAGUCAUACGAUCCAGAGUAAUAUGUAAUAUGAGUUUUAUUUGCCUUAUAAUUUCUACAAAAAAAUAUAUAUUCUACUUAGCUACGAGUAUAAUAUAAUAGUGUUCUAGUGAGUAAUAAUAGGCCUUAUCUACUUAAAACUCUCUUCCUAAUCAUUUAGUUGCGAGGUUCCGAUUGUAAUAAUCUUUCGUAGUGUAUACCUUAAAACUAUUCACUGGUAAGGGAUAGUCUUAGACUAAAUUUAUGUGCCGCUGUGUUAAUUAGAAUGCUGAUUUGAUCAGCUUUUUUUAAUAUUAUGAUCUCAAUUUCUUUGAUUUGUUUUAUUUUAUGUAUGUAUGAAUAAUUUUAUACCUAUGAUCUGCUCACAGUUGUACCUACUCCGAACGCUUGUUGUAUUUAUUUAUAUUCGUUAAGAUCGUUAACCGUUGGCUUUUGUCAUUUUGAUUAAAUAUUUAUUUUUAUAUUAUAUCGAUGUAAAGUAGCGGCAAACGGUUUUCAUGUAGUUCUAUUCGGAAUUGUCCGGAAGUCCGGCAGUUUGGAGGUUCGAUAGUAAGGAACAGCCGUACUAUUUUAUAAAAACAAACUCACUUUUUACCGGAAUCGGAAUCUGCGUUGUGAUUUAAUAUUAGAACACAAAAAAAAUAUAUCACACCGGUGAAAAGUUAGAAGUUUAUUCUUAUAGAAUGCACUAGCAGAUCCUUGCCGGAUUCCAAUCGACACCGUUGUAAUUUUUUCUUUGAUUCUCGUCGUCGCCUCUUGAAUUAUUGGCACGAGUCAAUGUCGUUAAUUGUUAUUUGUGACUGUAAUGCCAAUACCUCUAUUUAUAGAUAUGUAUCUAAUAGUUUAGUAUUUAACGAAUUUACUCGUACUACUCGCUGACAAGCGAACAAUGAAAGACAAAGCUGUGAGAAUUAUGGUCAUAAUGUAAAAAGUAGUUCAUUUUUAUUGUAAGCGAGAAUGAUGUACACACCUUAUCGCCGUUUGUGAGUUCCCCUACCCUUAUUUGUGAGUGUAAGAUUCGUGUUUCUCGCUAGUUUUAAUGUCGUCAAUAUUGACAUUUCUAAUUGUCAAUAUGUCUGUGUAUACCUCAAAUCAGAGUACGAUCUAUAUAGUCGUAACAGAAUUAUUUACCAUUUGAAAAAUAAGCAGCUACGUGUGUACUGCCUGCACCUACAUAAAGGUUUCAUUCGUAAUGUUAGUAUUGACACGGUUUUAUUUAAAUAAUAAACAAAAGCAAAGCAUUAUAAUAAUUUAACGAUUCUCGUUUUAUAUCUUACUCUUAAAUAACUACUUCAGUACCUACAGUCGGUUUUUUUUUAUAUUUUACUUUUAAAAUGCGAUUACAAGUAUAAUCGUUCACACUCUACCUAGAUAGAGAUAAAAAGUUUCUUUUCCUACGUAAUCGAGACGUAAGCUAAAGCUAUUAUCGCUUUAAAGUGGCUGACAGACUUUUAUCACCGUACCUACAUACUAUAUCUGUAAACAAUCCGCUCUGUUAUUACAAAACUGUCCAAAAAUGGAGUGUAGUGUUUAAAUAAUAUGUGCACACGUAGCAUAACAGACUCUUAUUUUCAAACUGUUCGUAAUGUACCUACUUGUAUUUAAUUCUGUUUUUUUUUUAAUAUUGCAAACCUGCAUAGAAUAAUGAACUUACAAAAUUAAUAUUACCUACCUGCGCCAAUUUAUUAAUAAUAAAUUAAUUUAAUUAGUGAUACUUUCCUAAUAAUAUAACCUAUUAUAGUCUUGUACCUAUAUACUAUACUGGAGGCCUUCGUGUAGAGUAUUGUAUAUCUCUUAUAAAUUUAAAUGCAAUUUCAUAGUGUAAAAUUUCACGACCAAGUUCGUAUCUUAAAAAUGAUGAUUAUCACUAGGUUAGAUUCAAGCACUGAUUUAUUAAAUAUGCUUUUUCUAUCGAAUAUUUGGUAGAGAUUGGAUAAAGUCCAAUGUGAUUUAUUUAAUUAUUGAUGUAUGUAUUUAGUGAUAAAAGCACGUAUUUGUAAUAAUAGCCCUCUGAUAAUGCCUUCUUAAGUGGUGACGAAAUAAAUAGUAAUUUGUUCAAAAUGUAGUGAAUUUUUAAAGUUUAUAAAAAAUCCUAAUUGUACGUUAUUGUACUGGUAUUCAUUAUAUACAAAAUAUAUCAGAACAAACCUUAUGCUUGUAUUUUUCUCCCUCGUAAAAAAAGAUUCCUUGUAUCUGAAUUUUAAUAUCCGAGAGAGCAACAGAAGACAUUACAAUUGUCGAGCAUUUUGUAUUAGUUACGGUUCAUUAUUAUUGGGUAUAUACAUAAUAUAAACAAAGUAUCAUUCGAAACGAAACAGGGGUCGUGCCGUGAACUCUUACCGGCUCGAUCCUAUUUUUAGAGAGUGAGGUAACUUAUGUGGAGAGACAUCUCGCUUUUAACGUUGAUUUUGUAACGCUUUAUGAGGUCAUAAAUACGUUCCCUAAAAGCGGUCGUUUGUAUCUUAACUAUUUCCGCAAUACAAAAUCAGCCCUUCGACACGUCCUCUAUGCUAUGUUAGUCUUGGAAAAACUUGAAACAAGAUUGACGCAUGUAGUUGCAAACAGGUCCCCCACAGUCCCGGGACUUUUCGCUUUCCGAGCAGUAGCUCCAAUCUCGAGCGCUAUUACAAUAAACAUUGAUUUGAAACCAGAAUAAAAAAAUUCAAGCACUCUUAAACUAAUAAAUAAUAAUUAAUUAAUUAAUAAUUAAUUAUUCUUUAACUAAUUUAAUCUUUGAACAAAACCAUGGACCCGAAAGGUUAGAUUUUAGAGCCGCCUAAAUGAAAGCAAAUGGAAUUAUUCAGUUUUAUAAUACUAUCUUUCCGGAACACGAGAUACCGAUUUUUCACUGAACGAUCGCCAACAACAGCCUUGUUGUUGGCGAUCGUUCAGAUCGAACCAACAACAUAGACGUCUCUCUUUGCACAGUGCAACGGUGCGAGCAGCUUCUUGCACGAUACCUUUCAGUAUGACAUUAAAAGUUUGUAUACAUAUUUUCAAAUAUAACCCAAAUUGAAAGGCAACAUGAUAGGAGCUUAACGAGCCUGCUCUACGUCUCUGCAAUAUCACAGGCCGUUGGAAGCCGGCGGGCGUAACAAUCACAAGUGCGACGCGUCAAGAUAUCAUGGUACGACCCCAAUAAGACAAAAGUUCACCUAUUUCUUUUGUGUCACGUAGGGUAAAAUAGGGUAAACGGGCCUACGAAUUUCCAAUUUGCUGAGUAAUAUAUAGGUACGUCCAGUAUUAUAAAUUAUUUUGUGUUAGUACUGUCGUUAACGUUACUUUAUUUCUAAGAUUGUUGUAAAUUAGUGUGUUCUUUUAUUAUUAUUAUUAUUACUUACUAUUGUAAAAAUAUAUUGUUGAUAUUAAUAUUUAUUUCGGUCAGAGUUGAAAUAACUGCUCACUCAUUGAGUGCAACAAUUGUAUACCUACUUACUAACUUAAAGAAUCUCGAAUGUUUAAGGCAAAUUGAGUAUUUGUAAUGAAUACAAAUAGGCGAGAAAUUGUACGGUCUCCUCCUUUUAGACGAUAAAUCACCAGGGCAGGGUAGCAAUAGGAGUUCAAAACUACAAUUUAUAAAUUUCGAAGCUUUGUAUCUAUUUAAUGUUGAUUCACUGCAUACUCACAGCUGAUUGGGUACCUACUGUUGUCCGUGAAUUCCUUUAAAGUAUCUUGCAACCGCGAAGGCCAAGUUCGAGACCACUGUCUGAUAGGACAAAAUUAAAAAUAGGACACUAUAAGACUAGGCGCACACGUAUGGUUUCCGGAUCAGAAAUUUAAAUUCGGAUACGUUCCGGUUUUUUUAUUAGCUAAAGUCCAAAUCGAACGUUAGAUUUUUAACCAUUUUGAAAAAAUACGAACAGUGUGCGCCUCGUUGAACAUUUUGUAUAUAAGGACGUGCAUUCAGGUUUCCGGAUCAGGAAACGGACUCAGGAAACCGUACUUUCCUUGAUUUUCGUGCAUAUGUUCCCUUAUUUUAGAAUACCAUGUCUAUAAACUUUCAUAGAGCAUUAGCAGCGCUACUCUCUAAAGUAGGCUACGGGUUACAGCGCUGCGACAACGCUGCUGCUACCUACACAAAGUCGUCAUAGAUCUGAACAUUGAAUUAUAUAAUUGCACUUUAACUAUAAUUGUUCCGACUCCGAACGUGCCGCGUUAGGGUGCGGCCAGAGUGCACUCAGAUUCAGACUCAGAUUCAGAUUUCGAAAACAAGCGCGAGAAAUAAACAGUGUAGUCUAAGCAGGUUGCUUGCUUUUUCUCGCGCUUUGUUUUCUGAGUCUGAAUCUGAAUCU